This is a messenger RNA of Syngnathus acus (greater pipefish), 933 nucleotides long. RefSeq names its product proteasome (prosome, macropain) assembly chaperone 2 (gene psmg2). The transcript has 7 exons. Bases 88 to 876 code for a protein of 262 amino acids. NCBI's taxonomy places the organism in Eukaryota, Metazoa, Chordata, Actinopteri, Syngnathiformes, Syngnathidae. Gene Ontology annotation, biological process: proteasome assembly. The record is from RefSeq and is a predicted model, not a curated record. Gene Ontology annotation, cellular component: cytosol; nucleus.
GGACCCCAGAGCGCUUGACAUGAAAUCUGGGCGAGCUUUUGAAUGUUUUGAUCGUUUGAUUGUAAACUAAAGUCACGUAAUUCAACCAUGUUUAUCACUUCACAAAACUCUACGCCUGUGUUUAAGGAUUCCACGCUUGUUUUGCCCGCGGUGGCAGUGGGCAACGUGGGGCAGCUGGCGGUGGAUCUCCUCAUAUCCACCUUGAACCUGACCAGAGUCGGUUUUCUGCACACGGACUGCCUCAUUCCCAUGGCGGGCAACAACCCAUACGCCACUGGCAAGGACGACGCAGAUGAGCUACAUACAGCCGCAGAAGUCUUUGCUGCACCUGAGCUCAAGCUAGCAGUUCUUCAGAUCAGAGCACCAAUUGUCAAGAGGAAAUCUAGAUGUUUCCGUCAACUGCUGCUGUCCUGGAUCAAGGCAAGUGGAUUCUCCCGGACAGUGGUUCUCUCCAGCAGCCAUGCCUACCAAAGAGAUGACCAGCAACUGCAAGGGACCCCGUUAAGGUACCUGGUCACGCCAAGCUUGCAGAAGUGUAUCGGCGAUGCCUUCAAGGAUCUGGGCUGGAUAGAGAUGGAGAGGAUGCCCAUUUGCCCGGGACGUUUAGACGCCGAAGCUGAAGAGCCAAGACUCUACGUCCCCGGUGGAGGCAUUACUAAAGGCCUCUACAUAGACAGUUGCACCGAGGACGUUCCGCUGGCAGUAUUGCUCAUCUUCUGCUCGGAGGGUGACAAUGUACCUGACGCCUUGGCGCUUGUCAAUCAUAUGGACGAUUGGCUCCAUCUGCUGGACAACCCGAACCGGGAGCCCAAAUGGAAGAUUCCAACUUCCUGGAAUCUUCUGUUUGGGAGCGGCAUCCCUCCAGCCCUUUUCUGAAUUUUUUUGUAACCCUUGUUCUAUAUUUCAAUAAAAUCUAUCAAGAGCCAGAGUGAA